Molecule: messenger RNA, 2638 nt
Organism: Zea mays
Lineage: Eukaryota; Viridiplantae; Streptophyta; Magnoliopsida; Poales; Poaceae
Source: RefSeq, a predicted model, not a curated record
GUUCUACGCCGGCUUGCUCGUCAGGGAGGCUGCCGGCGAUGGAGGAGUGCGACGAGGAUGGAGACGUGGGCGCGAAUGCGUACCACGGGGCGAUGGCCUCCGCCACCACGUUGUGGCACACGCGACGGCAGGUCGGCAACAUCUCAGACUUGUGCGCCGCUGCGCGCGCUCCCUCCUUCAACUACGGCUUGCCUGAAGGAGAGUGAGCCGGACUUCAACGCCAAGUUCGCACUCGCGCGUCAGGCAGCUGUCUCCCAAAAUAGAAGACGAUACAUUAAGGGUUUGUUCGUUUCUGUCGGAUUGGUGGGUCGGAACGAUUCCUGACCGGAUUACUUCUCUAAUUUAUAUAAACUUUGAUUAGCUGGAACGAUUCCGGGUGCAAUCCGACGGAAACGAAAAGGCCUAAGUAGGGAGAUGCAAGCAAGCCGGCGGUGUCACCGAACUAUCCAAGAAAGACAUGUCCCUUGGUCGUGAGAUGCGCUUCCGUUCCGUACCACGCGUUUUCAAUCCGGAGAGGAGAGGUGCCGCAGCUCAACCCCUCUACGGCAGGACCGUUCAGAAUUUUUCUCCAAGGAAGGGAGCACAAAGGCAGCAAGCAGACUAGGAGAGAACAAGUUUAAAAAACACCGCAAUUAACCAGCUCACCCUGGCUAACCCACCACCACCACCACCAUACCAGGAGAGAGAAAAGAGAGAGGCGCCUCCACUCGUGACUCGUGAGUCGUGAGUAGUGACUCGUCUGGUCUCCCCUCUCUCGUCCGUCUGGUCCUCCCGUCCAGAGGCGUUCUCUCUCCCUCCCCCUUUCCUCUGGUCAUCGCACCCGUCUCCCCGCUCUGACUCCGCCCGCGCCGCCGACUCCCGGCACGGCCCCAGGCUUCAUCUCCGCCGCCGCGCCGCCUCGCUCCGAUCGACCCCCGAAACGCCGGAAACCGUGGGCUUCGCGAGGUUGCCUCUCUUCGUCCAAGCGGUAGAUAACAUAACAGUGCGACAGGUGAAUUGCAGAGAGAAGGGGGGCAUUUGGUCGCUGUAUGAUGGCGGAAGGCCCCAAUUUCGCUGGCAUGAUUGGAGGCCAUGACAAUGGUGGGGAUUUCUGCGACAUGGCAUACUACCGGAAGCUCGGUGAGGGCUCAAACAUGUCGGUAGACAACCUUAAUAGCAUGCAGACCAGCACACAUGGUGGCUCCAUUGCAAUGUCUGUGGACAACAGCAGCGUAGGGUCCUGUGACUCCCAUACUAGGAUGCUCAAUCACCCUGGCCUCAAGGGACCUGUCGUUGGCAAUUACUCGGUCGGCGGGCACAGCAUUUUCCGUCAUGGACGGGUGUCUCACGCCUUGAGCGACGAUGCGCUGGCACAGGCGUUGAUGGACCCAAGGUACCCGACUGAGACACUCAAGGAUUAUGAGGAGUGGACGAUUGAUUUAGCUAAGCUCCACAUGGGAAUGCCCUUUGCACAGGGCGCCUUUGGAAAGCUCUACAGGGGUACCUACAACGGUGAGGAUGUUGCCAUUAAGCUUUUGGAGAGGCCAGAGGCAGAUCCGGAGAGAGCCGGGUUAAUGGAACAGCAGUUUGUGCAAGAAGUUAUGAUGCUUGCAACCUUGAGGCACCAGAAUAUUGUUAAAUUUAUUGGAGCAUGCAGGAAGCCAGUGGUUUGGUGCAUUGUUACGGAGUAUGCCAAGGGCGGAUCAGUUAGGCAGUUUCUGGCAAAGAGGCAGAAUAGGUCAGUUCCACUAAAACUGGCGGUUAAGCAAGCACUGGAUGUUGCAAGGGGGAUGGCGUAUGUUCAUGGUCUUGGCUUCAUUCAUAGGGAUCUUAAGUCAGAUAACCUCUUGAUAUCUGGUGAUAAAUCUAUCAAGAUAGCUGACUUUGGAGUAGCUCGGAUUGAAGUAAAAACUGAGGGGAUGACACCUGAAACGGGAACCUAUCGUUGGAUGGCACCAGAGAUGAUUCAGCACAGGCCAUAUGACCAAAAAGUUGAUGUCUACAGCUUUGGCAUUGUGCUGUGGGAGCUCAUAACUGGCAUGCUCCCUUUUGCUAAUAUGACAGCAGUGCAGGCUGCUUUCGCUGUGGUGAACAAGGGUGUCCGCCCAGCUAUACCCCAGGACUGCCUGCCCACCCUUGCUGAGAUCAUGACCAGGUGCUGGGAUCCAAAUCCUGAUGUCCGUCCGCCAUUCACUGAAGUUGUGAGGAUGCUGGAGCAUGCUGAGAUGGAGAUCCUGAGCACUGUCCGCAAGGCCCGAUUUCGGUGUUGCAUGUCCCAACCGAUGACUACCGACUGAAUCAAACAAGAGAGUUGAAAUGAACUCCAUGGAAGCGUAAUUGAGUGUAUUUAUCAUGUGUCCAAACUUCGCUCAGCUGAAGUAGAAAGCACACCUGAGUUUAUGGCUGUAUGUGUGUAUACUCAGGUGUAAGCCUUGUUGUCUUUGAAAUAUUCCUGCACUUAGAAAUAUACCUAGUUCGCGUUUUCAGACUCUUGAGAUGUUUUAGGGCUAGUCUAUGUCCUGUCGAAACAUCAUGCAGGGUUCCUAUUCUUGUAAUGUUCUUGUGAUCCUGCUACUGGAAUGUGCCUCCUACUGGAGGUGGUCUGUUCAUGUUAUAACCCUCCUACUGGAAUAUGCACAAAUACUUCGUUGCUUGAGCA